GAUUGUUGUAGGCAUGCCCUCCUUAUGACAACGCGUAGAAGGGGCAGCGCCGUCCCGACGUUUCUCUGGCUUCUUGUUUAAGCUGGCAACGUUCAAUUGACAGAUGCUCGUUUAAAGCUUUCUUUAAUCUGUUUCCAACUUUCCCUUACCAAACAGCCCUCUCUCUCUCUCUCUCUCUCUCUCUCUCAAGCCUUUGGCUGGCUCUUCUUCAGGAUUUCUCACAAAUUUUGGGAAAGUUUUGAUGUCAAAUAGCUAGAUCUUGUGCGAGUGCAAUAAAGAUGUCAACUCCAUCCAAGGAGUUACGAGAGCAUGGUGACAACUCUGAGCAACUUAUGAAGGAAGACAGUGAGUCUGUCAGGCUGUUUAUGUCUGAUGAACCGAUAGUAGCCGAAGUUGAUGUAAUACGGGCUCGGGCAACAAAACGACAUAAAUCUUUCAUCUGGUGGAUGAAGACCUUGUUGUGGUGCAUGUUUUCAAUUGUGUUCCUUCUCAUUUUUGUGAAAUGGGGAAUCCCAUUUUUUCUUGAAAAGAUUCUAAUGCCAAUCAUGCGAUGGGAAGCAACUGCAUUUGGACGGCCCGCUCUCGCUCUCAUACUUGUCGCCUCUUUGGCCUUGUUUCCGGUGAUCUUGCUUCCUUCUGGACCCUCCAUGUGGUUGGCAGGAAUGAUUUUUGGGUAUGGUCUUGGAUUUGUGAUCAUCAUGGUCGGGACUACCAUUGGUAUGGCAUUGCCAUAUUUAAUUGGGUUACUUUUUAGUGACCAUAUUCAUAGAUGGUUGAAUAGAUGGCCCCAGAAAGCGAAUGUAAUUAGGCUGGCAGGAGAAGGAAGCUGGUUCCAUCAGUUUCAAGUGGUGGCACUCUUCCGAGUGUCACCAUUUCCCUACACAAUUUUCAACUAUGCCAUAGUGGUAACAAACAUGAAAUUUGGACCGUACAUGUGUGGGUCAAUUGCCGGAAUGGUGCCGGAAGCUUUUCUCUACAUCUACAGCGGACGAUUGAUAAGGACUUUGGCAGAUGUGAAAUAUGGAACAUAUCACAUGACAACUGUGGAGAUCGUAUACAACAUCAUCUCCUUCAUUAUAGCCAUCAUUACUAUAGUUACCUUCACCGUCUAUGCCAAGAGAGCUCUAAGAGACCUUGAAAAGAAGGAGAGCCACGGAGAUGAAGAAAAUGCCAGACAUGGUGGUUUUGAGAUGGAGAAGCGUCCAGUUGAAAAACCCAAAGAGCCGGGUGUCUCAUCUCUCCCUCCAUAAUGUGUGAAUGUUGAGAGAGAACACUGAAGCUGGUAAAAGAUGAGAUUAGUUUGUAUGAUAAUAUGGGAAAAGAGAGAAAUGAAAUGAGUAGGGUGAGAAUACAAUCACUUUUAGGAAAAUGAAAAACUGGGAACAUGGGCACUGGAUGCUGUGACCAUCCCUUAGGGCCCACCCCUUUGUAUAGUUCAACUUCCAACAGGAAUUCAAACACAUGGCCAGACCCAAGUGAAGGAUCUUAAUUCUCAAAUUAA
This is a messenger RNA of Magnolia sinica, 1501 nucleotides long. RefSeq lists its product as uncharacterized. The transcript has 5 exons. Lineage: Eukaryota; Viridiplantae; Streptophyta; Magnoliopsida; Magnoliales; Magnoliaceae. The record is from RefSeq and is a predicted model, not a curated record. The coding region runs from base 279 to 1250 and encodes 323 amino acids.